Molecule: messenger RNA, 595 nt
Organism: Sus scrofa (pig)
Lineage: Eukaryota; Metazoa; Chordata; Mammalia; Artiodactyla; Suidae
Gene: SLPI
Product: secretory leukocyte peptidase inhibitor
Biological process (GO): innate immune response; antibacterial humoral response
Cellular component (GO): extracellular region
Molecular function (GO): serine-type endopeptidase inhibitor activity
Source: RefSeq, marked validated
CAGUGGCCUCUUGCCCUUCGUGCUUCUUGCCCUGGGAAUUGGCACCUUGGGCCGUGGAAGGUGCUGAAAAUGCUUUGAAAGGGGGAGCCUGCCCUCCUAGAAAAAUUGUCCAGUGCCUUAGAUAUGAGAAACCCAAGUGCACAAGUGACUGGCAGUGUCCAGACAAGAAGAAAUGUUGCCGAGAUACUUGCGGAAUCAAAUGCCUGAACCCUGUUGCUAUCACGAACCCAGUUAAGGUGAAGCCUGGGAAGUGUCCAGUGGUCUAUGGCCAGUGUAUGAUGCUCAACCCCCCCAAUCACUGCAAGACAGACAGCCAGUGCCUGGGUGACUUAAAAUGCUGCAAGAGCAUGUGCGGGAAAGUCUGCCUCACCCCUGUGAAAGCCUGAUUCCUGCCAUUUAGAAGAGGCUCUGGAUUCCUACUUUGUGCUGUCUGGGAAUUCCAUUUCCACUCCCAGACGUGGAUCCCUGGGGCAGGCCGUGAUAAAGACUUGGUUCUACCACCACCAUCUACUUUGCAGAACAUCUCAGCACCCUGUAGGCUUCCAGGACAUGCCUGUUGAUUGGUGCAUCAAUAAAUAAGCAUAUUUCUCUCUGU